GUCACGACAGGAGAACUUCACGCAACGGUGCGACAUAUAAAAGACUUGCAACCCUGAUCUUGGCCAUCUUUCAGCACCAUGAGGGCGACGGUGGCAGCUCUUCUCCUGUGUCUUGUGGUGACAGCAUGCAGAAGUCAGGAGACACCACCUGGCCCUCCUGGACCAACCGAAGGGCCACAACCAACUGGCCCACCUGGUCCACCAACCGGAGGUCCUGACCCAACAGGUCAACCUACUGGAGGUCCUGAACCAACUGGACCACCAGGACCACCAACUGGAGGUCCUGAACCAACAGGUCAGCCUACUGGAGGACCUGAACCAACAGGAGGGCCACAACCAACUGGUGAUCCACAGCCUACCGGAGGACCUCAGCCCACUGGACAACCAGGGCCGCCUUCUGGGGGACCUAGCAAUGGUUUCCUCGGUAUCUUCUAAUUAAACAGCGCCAGAAUCUCACCUGAAGCAUAACUACAGAUCUUCCUUCCUCUUUGGCCACUAAACGCAUCUUAAUUUAUUGAUUUGGAUUUUUACUGUUUCUGUUAUUUCUCAUUAAAUUAGCAAUAAAAAAGUUUUUGUUUA
Messenger RNA from Schistocerca piceifrons (Central American locust), 579 nucleotides. RefSeq names its product proline-rich protein 2-like. The transcript has 2 exons. The record is from RefSeq and is a predicted model, not a curated record. NCBI's taxonomy places the organism in Eukaryota, Metazoa, Arthropoda, Insecta, Orthoptera, Acrididae. Bases 79 to 435 code for a protein of 118 amino acids.